This is a messenger RNA of Trichosurus vulpecula (common brushtail), 1246 nucleotides long. RefSeq names its product MAP6 domain containing 1 (gene MAP6D1). Bases 1 to 606 code for a protein of 201 amino acids. The record is from RefSeq and is a predicted model, not a curated record. NCBI's taxonomy places the organism in Eukaryota, Metazoa, Chordata, Mammalia, Diprotodontia, Phalangeridae. Gene Ontology annotation, cellular component: microtubule; cis-Golgi network; Golgi-associated vesicle. The transcript is spliced from 3 exons. Gene Ontology annotation, biological process: regulation of microtubule cytoskeleton organization; microtubule cytoskeleton organization; cytoskeleton-dependent intracellular transport. Gene Ontology annotation, molecular function: calmodulin binding; microtubule binding.
AUGGCGUGGCCUUGCAUCAGCCGUGUGUGCUGCCUGGCGCGCCGCUGGAACCAGCUGGACCGCUCGGAUGUGGCGGUGCCGCUGACCGUGCACAGCUAUUCGGACAUCGAGGACCCCCCGCCGCCGCCGGGCCCCCCCCCGGCGGGGCCCCCCGGCUCCCCGGGCCCGCCGCUCACCCAGUACCAGCGGGACUUCGGCGCCCCGCGCCGGGACCCUCAGCCCUGGCCGCGGCCCGGCCCCGGCCCCGGGGGGGGCCGCCGAGACCGAGACAGGGAGCCCUCGGCGACCCCCGGCAUCUAUGUGCUUCCAGGGGGCAAUGGGCUUGAGGCCAGCGACGGGGACCCCCGCUUCCUGAGGCUCCGUGCCCCCGCCGACGCCGCCCCCCUGCCGGUCACCACGUCCUACAGACAGGAGUACCGGCCCUGGCCUGGCACCAAGCCUUCAAGACCUGUAAAGACCAAACCAACCUCUAUCAUCGUCACUGACUACACUGUGAGGGAGAGCAGCUACCGGGCUGACUUCAAGGUCCCAGAAGGAAGGAGAAAGUUCUCGCCUAACCCGUCUGCUGUCUUUCAGGCCUCACCUGCUCCUAUACUGCAUGUGUGACUGUCCACACCUGCCCACUCUGGUGGCAGGAGGGCCAAGGUGGCAAAGAGGGUAUGUGUGCUAAAGGCAGCUGCGAUGUAGCCCACGGGGGUCAGCAAGGGCUCACCCCCUUAGCUUCUGGCCCGUGGAGGUGCCAGUGAUCAGAAAGCAGCCGCAGCACACUUGUCUAUGCCAACGCAUGCUUACACUGUUGGGAAUAUCCCUGGCCUUUCUGGGACCAGGCUUGUGUCUUGGUGGCCAAGGAUUUCUGUUCACAACUGACCAAACCUCCUUGUGGGCAGUGGCCCAAGAAUACCCUCAUGGAAUGCAGGAAAGGAAAUAUCCCCAGAGUGUUUGUCCUCCAAUUGACAAAGCAAGCCAUGAAGAACUCUGCUCCUCAAGUCUGCCCCACACUAGCUCUGCUGUUUUUCAAAGGCUCGAGGCACCAGGAAUUUCACCCUCACGUCAAAGCCAGGAACCAGCCUUCAUUUCUGAAAUCGGAAGGAAUGAGCGAGAAGGGGGUCGAUGCUGCUUUGGGCGGAUGUGUCCCAACAGCCUGAACUCGUGUAAGACUCCCCAGGAGCAAUUCCAUGGGAUUUUUACUUCCUCCGUUCCCAACAUCUCUACUAAUUUCUUAUGGAUUUUCCACAACAGUGACGUA